Molecule: messenger RNA, 572 nt
Organism: Paramecium octaurelia
Lineage: Eukaryota; Ciliophora; Oligohymenophorea; Peniculida; Parameciidae
Source: the annotation of a GenBank genome assembly
AAAAUGAACGCGAUGACAUAUUAAACUCAGCAAUACUACUCUUAUAAGGACUUAAAAUCAUUAUAAGAAAUUCUAAAAAUUGAUUCCAUUGGAUUUUUUAAUAUUUAUGAAGAUGAAUAAAUAAUUGAAUACUAAAUCGAUAGAUCCAAAUGUUUAAGAUUAAGUGAUCUCAUUUUAAUGAUUGUAUGUUUAUUAUUAACACUUAUUAGAACCAAGAGUUUUUUAUAAUUUCUCUAGGACAACUACUAGGUGUAUUUCUUGAUAUAUUAAGGAAGGUGAUAUCAUAAAAAAUUUAACAUAACAUCGAUCACUCAUAUCUUGACGAUAAUAGAAUUUGGUUGGUAUUUCAAGAUCCAAAUUAAUGUAUAAGUUUUGAGUACUAAACAAUUGAAUAUGAAAUUACUUUUACAGGAUAUCAAUGUGAAUUAUAUGAAGAAGGUUCAGAGACAAAAAUUCCUGCAGAAUAGAAAGUAUAAAGAAUUAUUAAGGAUAUAUUAAUUAAUUUGAAGAACAACAAUAAUUUUAUUAAUUCUUCUGAAAGAGAUANUAAAUUAAGGAAUGAACCAAAUUGA